AAGAAGUUUAGGGCGAUAGCACUGGAUCCUUAAUCCGUACUACACUCUGCUCUAGCAGUACCAGUGAUCCAGAUCCUGGCGCACUGCACCAGACUGGCAAUCGCAGAGGAUCCUGCGGGGACGCACUCACACACACACGAGACCCCGGCCAAGCCAAGAUCCAAAGCACGCACGCAUUCCCAGCGUCCGGCACACGGAGGGGUCGCGUUUCUCUAGUCUCGUUCUCCACUCUCAGUGACUCAGGCGACCCGCGGCCGACCAUGCGGGCAGCAGCGGCGUCCCUGGUGCUGGUACCCCGCCUCGCCCUCUUCGUCCUGCUGCUGUCCGGCUCCGGCGUGCCGACUGCCCUGUCGAAGUCGACGCUGGAGUCCUGCGCCUCCUCCAGCGCCUGCCCGGCGCUGCUCUCCUACACGCUGUACGCGGACCUGAAGCUUGCGGAGCUGGCCGCGCUGUUCGCGGCCGACCCGCUGGCCAUCCUGGCCGCCAACGCCAUGGACUUCGCGGUCCCGGACCCGGGCGACCGCAUUCUCCCGGCGGGGCUCGCGCUGCGCGUGCCGGUGCCGUGCGCCUGCUCCGACGGCAUCCGCAAGGCCACCUCCGCGCGGUACGUGGCGCGGGCGGGGGACACGCUGGCGUCCGUGGCCGGCAGCGUCUACGGCGGGCUCACCACGGCCGACUGGAUCCGCGACUCCAACGGCAUGGCCGAGGAGGAGGACGCCGCCCUCGACGCCGGGACCACGCUGUUCGUGCCGCUGCACUGCGCCUGCUUCGGCGGCGCCGACAGCGGCGCCCCCGCCGUGUUCCUGACGUACCCGGUGGCCGAGGGCGACACGGUGCCGGCCAUCGCGCGGAGGUUCCGCACCACGGGCAACGACCUGAUGAGCGUCAACGACCUGGCCACCGCCGACGUCGCCGCCGGGGACAUCAUCGUCGUGCCGCUGCCCGCGUGCGCCUCGUCGUUCCCCGCGUUCGCGUCGGACGCCGGCCUGGCGGUGGCCAACGGGACGUACGCGGUCACCGCCAACCGCUGCGUGCAGUGCAGCUGCGGCCCUGGAAACCUGGACCUGUUCUGCGUGCCGGCGCCGCUGGCCGACUCCACGUGCUCCAGCAUGCAGUGCAGCAACAGCAGCAUGAUGCUCGGCAACUUCACCCUCCUCAUGACCAGCGCCGGCUGCAGCGUCACCUCCUGCAGCUACGGCGGGUACGCCAACGGGACCAUCCUCGCCACGUUAACGACGUCGCUGAAACCCCAGUGCCCAGGCCCGCACCAGUUCCCUCCGCUGAUGCCGCCGCCGACGUCGUCGUUCUUCGAGACCUACCUCGGCCCGUCGCCGACGCCGAUGGCGUCCGAAGGCGGCAUGGGUCCGCAGAUGGCUGGCAUGGCGCCGACAAGCAGCCCGCCGGUGAGUUCAGGGCCGCCGACGGCAGGUUCACACGUCGGCAGUGACGCUCUUGCACAGGUCGCUUAUCUCUGCCUCGUCGCCAGCCUGCUGUGGUAGACUGGUAGAUUGGGCUGCCUGCGAGACAGCGAGAGGAUACUCUAGCAUAGCUUGUUCCGAAAGGGGAUUCUUUUGUACGGAAACAGUCAGUUAUUUUUUUGCGCGGCGUGUAAUUUUUUUGUCAUCCUUCGUUCUAUCUGUCGUCCAUGUAUUAUCGCGAACUCAUGCAAAUACGGAGUACUGUAUUCGUCUAUGAAGGAAAGUGACAAUGGCCGGGGAUUGUGUAG
This is a messenger RNA of Zea mays, 1726 nucleotides long. RefSeq names its product LysM domain-containing GPI-anchored protein 1. The record is from RefSeq and is a predicted model, not a curated record. Lineage: Eukaryota; Viridiplantae; Streptophyta; Magnoliopsida; Poales; Poaceae. The coding region runs from base 261 to 1499 and encodes 412 amino acids. The transcript has 5 exons.